Messenger RNA from Neltuma alba, 983 nucleotides. RefSeq lists its product as uncharacterized. The coding region runs from base 54 to 794 and encodes 246 amino acids. The record is from RefSeq and is a predicted model, not a curated record. The transcript has 2 exons. NCBI's taxonomy places the organism in Eukaryota, Viridiplantae, Streptophyta, Magnoliopsida, Fabales, Fabaceae.
UCCCUCUCUGAAAGCACCCAGAAGAAGACUAGGAAGCUCCGUCAAACGUAGUAAUGGCUGCCGACGUGAGCUCUCUGGUUCGGACCUUGGGAGGUGGAGGCUGCAAGGACGACCAGCACCGGGCGGCGGUGAAUGAUUCGACGGGCGAGAAACCGGUGGCUCUGAUUACUCGAGACCUGCUCGGCGGCUCCUCUAGGUGCGUCGUCGAAUCUCAGGAUUUGGAUCUUGACCUGCCGGUUCCUAGUGGAUGGGAGAAACGCUUGGACCUCGAGUCUGGGAAAGUGUACAUUCAGAGGAGUGACACUUCAACCUUACCUUCAAUGUCUGAACAAAAGCUGCAAAUGAAUCAUGAAGGCACAUCAACACAGGUAAAGCUCAAUUCGCCAUUAAGGGCACCUCUGAACCUUUUCGAUGAAACAAGCUUAGAUUUGAAGCUUGUUUCAUCCUCAAUGCCAUCGAGUAAUAAUUACCAAAGCGUAUGCACACUUGACAAAGUGAAAUCAGCACUUGAAAGAGCAGAGAAAGAGCCAAUCAAGAAGCGAAAUCCUGUCUGGAAACCAUGUUCAUCAUCACCAUCACCUUCGUCAUAUUCAUCUUCAUCCUCUUCCAUGAGAGAAACUCAGGAAGAAGAAAGUGAGGAGAAAUUGAUGUCAUCACCAAUGGCAGCUGGAUGCCCUGGAUGUUUGUCAUAUGUGCUGAUCACGAAGAACAAUCCCAAAUGUCCAAGGUGUAAGUCGGUUGUUCCUUUCCCAUUGAUGAAGAAACCUAGGAUUGACCUCAACAUAUCAAUCUAAGAGAUUGAUGAUAUAUAAUGAUAGCGUCUGGAAAAAUUUCUGUCGAUUCUGUAAAUGAUAGAUAAAAUUACCGAGGUCGUUGAAGGAUAGGAUUAUUUGAUUAAGAUAUGUUGGCCAGUUUUAUGUAUAUUGCAAAUGGAUUGCGGUUUUAUUAGCGAAGCUAAUAGAAUAUUUUAUACUUCCUGUAUA